UCCGCCGCGCGACGCCGCACCGGCAACAGCUGCCCGCGCCUGCGCGCCCACACCGGCUGCGACCCGCGCGCCGCGCCGCGGCACCACGAUGCACCGCUGAACGAGCGUCCCGCGAUAGCCGACGGGGAGCCGAAUCCACUGAGGUACGCGUCGCCUCGAGCAGCACGUGCACCUCACUGUAACUGUUGGGGAUCCUCCCAGGACUGUACAUCGGCUGACGCAAGGCUUCCUUUUCAACCUGUCUGCGAGAAGUAAAAACUGCAAGGAGGGGAGGCCAUGGCGGCUGAUGACUGGGCGCUGAGCGGCGGUCCAGAGCGGCCGGGCGACCCCAACCGUCUCCUGGGGGCGGCGUCUCUGUUAGCGUCGGCGGCGUCUCGGCGCCCUGCCUGUGCCCUGUGAGCGUCCGCUCCUCCCUGGACGCCGAGUGGCUCUGGCUAGCCCACGCGACACCACACCCUACGACUGCACCGCGGCCGCUGCCAGAAGCAGCACACGCCACCACCGACUCAACUCCACUCUGCGCUGCCCGCGUGAUGUCCUCCGAAGAUGUUGUUCCGCACCUUCAUGUACAAGCUCGUGCGCCGGGUGAGGAAACACAGACGCUUCCGCGGUGUAAACGGUGGAACAAAGCACUGAAGGCGAUUGCUCCUUCUGAGGCAGACACGCGUUAAGUUUUACAAUGUUCACUUAACAUCUGGAACAAUGAGAAACUCCGAUGUUGGGUGAUGGACUAUACUGAAUAAAACCUAGACAUUUUGUCUUUACGUGUAAAUAGCAACAUAUUAUUGCAACCAAAGAAGACUACAUUAGUUCAACUGUGAGUUUGCUCGUGGUGAAGUGCUGAAAAAAUAUUGACUGCGAGGAAUUUACAAAUAUUAUCAAUUUUGGUUACGUCAUUGUAGGAACCGAAUAUUCUUUUUUAUUUGGUGUAAUUUAGCACAGUAACACUAUCACUGUACAGCUCACAGGCAAAACUAGCUGAUGUAUUCAGCAGUAAAAAGUAGUUUCAUUUGCAGACAAGUGGUAUUCAUUCUUUGGUGAAGAAUUUUGUUUAUAUAUCAGGUGUAAGGAAAUAGAAGGCUCUGUUGAGAUAUAGACUUUUAAUCUGAUUCCGGUGCAUAAUUCUCAUAAGUGUACAAACAUUUUUUCGCAUAACUUGUGGGGUAGUAAGAACUAGGAGAGAAGGAGCUGCAGCAAGCCUAAGGGUAGCGCACAGGCUCGAGGCCUGUGUAGUGACGUCAGACUCCGCGGUGGCUGCCGAAAGCCGUUCGCCGGACGAGCGCACGCCGUCCGCGGAAGCCUGCACGGCGCCAGAUAUGGCGGCGACGGCGGUAGCGUCGGUGGCGGCGUCGGAGGCGGCUGGAUCCGCCGCGACGCCCCCCGACGCCGACGCCGAGCUGUGGGCGCUGCUGGACCGGAACCCGGGGGCGGUGGAGCGGUGGCUGGCGGCGCGCGCCGACCCGGCGCUGCUGCGACGACUCGCCUCCAGGGCCGCCCCCGGCGCCGCCAACGUCCCCGACGCCGCCUCCGGCUCGACGCCCGUCGCCGGCGGCAGCCCCAGUGGCAGCGGCUGCGUGCCGGACACGCUGCCGCCGAUGCUGGCCGCGGCGGUGGCGGAGGCGGCGGCGGCGGGGGCGGAGCUGUCGGUGGCCACGCGCAGCCCGUCGACGGCGUCGCUGGAGGCGGCGCCGCACGCGGGCUCCGGGGGCAGCAGCGGAGGCGGCGGUGGCGACGGCGUCAUCCCGCGUAGCAAGCGCAACUCUGUCACGUCGGAGCUCUUCCAGAUGUGGCUUGCCUCCUCGCCCGUCAAGAAGGCUAAGUCGCCCAGCAGGCCUGUGGCGAUGGGCCCGAGGCGCCAGCAGCUGGGCCUGCUGGACGAGAGCGAGCUCUUCAUGGAGCUGAUCCGCGACGUCGCCAACGAGCUGGACAUCGACGUGCUGUGCCACAAGAUCCUGGUGAACGUGGGCCUGCUGACGCACGCCGACCGCGGCAGCCUCUUCCUGGCGCGCGGGCCGCGCGACGCGCGCUACCUGGUGGCCAAGCUGUUCGACGUCACCGUAGAUACGGAACUGGAGGACGCAGUGAGACGCGCCAGCGCCGAGGAAAUCCGCAUCCCUUUCGGCGUCGGCAUAGCGGGCGUCGUGGCGCAGAGCAAGCAGGUCAUCAACAUCAAGGACGCCUACCAGGACCCGCGCUUCAACAGCGAGAUCGACCUGCGGACGGGCUACAAGACGAAUCUCAUCCUGUCGAUGCCCAUCUGCAACUACGAGGGUGACGUCAUCGGCGUCGCGCAGAUCAUCAACAAGACCAACGGCACCCAGGAGUUCACCCCGCGGGAUGUCGAGGUGUUCCAGCGCUACCUCACCUUCUGCGGCAUCGGCAUCCAGAAUGCGCAGCUGUUCGAGAUGUCCGUGCUGGAGUUCCGCAGGAACCAGAUCCUGCUGAACCUGGCGCGCAGCAUCUUCGAGGAGCAGAACAACCUGGCGUGCCUGGUGACCAAGAUCAUGACGCAGGCGCGCGACCUGCUCAAGUGCGAGCGCUGCGCCGUCUUCCUGCUCGACACCGACUGCUGCGAGGCGAGUCACCUGGAGAAAAUCCUGGAGAGGCCGAACAGGGCGAUGCCGGAGAGGAAGCCACUCUGCAGGAGGGAGAGCAAUAACGUGAACAUAGAAGAUAUCUUCCACCACAAGCAGCAGAGUGCCACCUUCACGACGGUGUUCGAGUUGCGGCUGGCGGACGAGGAGGCGAGAGUGCUGCGGCCUGACCAGAACCAGCUGGACCGUUGGCCGCUGGCGCAGAUCGCCAGAUACGUCGCCGGCACCGGCCAGAUCCUCAACAUCGGCGACGUGUCCUCGUGGAUGAACCAGGAGGUGCGGGAGGACGACGACGACUUCGUGGCGCGCAGCAUCCUCUGCAUGCCCAUCGCCAACGGCCAGAAGACCGUCAUAGGAGUUGCGCAGCUCAUCAACAAGACGAGCGGCCAGCCCUUCACCGACUGCGACGUUUCGAUCUUCGAAGCGUUCGCCAUCUUCUGCGGCCUCGGCAUCCACAACACGCAGAUGUACGAGAAUGCCUGCAAGCUGAUGGCGAAGCAGAAGGUGGCGCUGGAGUGCCUGUCGUACCACGCGACGGCGUCGGCGGACGACACGGCGCGACUCAACCAGGACAACAUCCCGUCCGCCGAGUGCUACAACCUCUACAGUUUCAAGUUCAACGACUUCGACCUGACUGACGAAGACACGUGCAGAGCGACGGUGCGGAUGUUCCUGGAGUGCAACCUCGUCAAGCAGUUCCACAUCCCUUACGACGUGCUGUGCCGGUGGAUCCUGAGCGUGAAGAAGAACUACCGGCCCGUCAAGUACCACAACUGGAGACAUGCCCUCAACGUGGCGCAGACCAUGUUCGCGAUGCUCAAGACGGGCAAGAUGGAGCGCUUCAUGACCGACCUCGAGGUAUUAGGUCUGUUGGUGGCAUGUUUGUGCCACGACUUGGACCACAGAGGAACAAACAAUGCGUUUCAAACGAAGACUGAGUCACCUCUGGCAAUUCUGUACAGUACGAGUACCAUGGAGCACCAUCAUUUUGACCAGUGCGUCAUGAUUCUCAACAGCGAGGGCAACAACAUAUUUCAGUCCUUGUCACCUGAGGACUAUCGAUAUGUAAUGAAGACAGUCGAAAACGCCAUAAUUUCGACUGACUUAGCAAUGUACUUCAAAAAGAAGAACAGUUUCAUGGAACUGGUUGAAAACGGAGAGUUUGACUGGCAAAGUGAAGGCAAAAAGGAGUUGCUGUGCGGCAUGAUGAUGACGGCGUGCGACGUCAGCGCCAUCGCCAAGCCGUGGGAGGUGCAGCACAAGGUCGCCAAGAUGGUGGCCGACGAGUUCUUCGACCAGGGCGACCUCGAGAAGCUGCAGCUCAACCAGCAGCCCAUCGCAAUGAUGGACAGAGAAAGAAAGGAUGAAUUGCCACAGAUGCAAGUGGGAUUCAUAGACGUGAUAUGUCUUCCACUGUACAAGGUGCUGUCUGAAACCUUCCCGUGGAUACAACCACUGUACGACGGCUGUCUGGAAAACAGGCAGCACUGGCAGGAUCUCGCCGAGAAGGUCGAGAUGGGACUCACCUGGAUCGACCACGACACCAUCGACAAGCCGGUUGAGGAAUUUUCAACUAGUUCGGAACCUAAGGACAUCGAAUUUACUGUCACCACUCUGAACUGUGCCCAUGGUGCAGAGAAAAAGGUACCUAGCAAAGAAGUUUCAUUUUUUCCACCAUCACUCAGUGUGAAAAAAGAAGGAGAGGCGAUCCCGCCGGCGCGCAAGCAGAACGGCAGCACUGGGGCGGCGGCCAGCAGCGCGGUGGCAGCGGUCGGGGGCGGCGGCGGGGGCGGCGCGCUGACGCUCGGCCUGGGCCUCGGCCGGUUCGCCAGCCUGCGGCGCGGCGGCCGCGCGGGCAGGGACCGCAGGGGCGGCUCGCUCUACGGC
Molecule: messenger RNA, 4481 nt
Organism: Schistocerca gregaria
Lineage: Eukaryota; Metazoa; Arthropoda; Insecta; Orthoptera; Acrididae
Product: cGMP-specific 3',5'-cyclic phosphodiesterase
Exons: 25
Biological process (GO): signal transduction
Molecular function (GO): protein binding; 3',5'-cyclic-nucleotide phosphodiesterase activity
Source: RefSeq, a predicted model, not a curated record